This is a messenger RNA of Exaiptasia diaphana, 456 nucleotides long. RefSeq names its product myosin heavy chain kinase B. Gene Ontology annotation, biological process: protein phosphorylation. Gene Ontology annotation, molecular function: protein serine/threonine kinase activity; ATP binding. Bases 1 to 456 code for a protein of 151 amino acids. Lineage: Eukaryota; Metazoa; Cnidaria; Anthozoa; Actiniaria; Aiptasiidae. The transcript has a single exon. The record is from RefSeq and is a predicted model, not a curated record.
AUGAACGCACUUGCACGUAACUUUGCUCAGAAUAUGCAAUUAGAAAGCCCAAUGGAAUUUGGCAAGUCCUUCGCGUAUACUAAAGUAUAUUUCUCUACUAUCAAUGGCGAGUGCGUGACCAUAGAGAAUUACAUAGAAGGAGAGACUUUUGAAAAAUACAUCAACAAUGAUAGCCUGGUCUGUGGUGAUGAUGUUGGCGACAUAAGCCUUAAAAGUGAGACCUUUGCUCAUUAUACAUAUGAGCGGUCUAACAAGCAGCUUAUAGUUUUGGAUCUUCAAGGGAUCGGUUACAAUCUUUGUGAUCCAGAAAUUGCUUCUGCACACUUACGAGUAGGGGACGAAACAAGUCCCAUUCUUUUCUGUUAUGGCAAUCUUCAUGAAACUGCCAUUAACAAUUUUGUAACUAACCAUUGUUGUAACAAAUUUUGCAGGUUUUUGCAGCUUCCAGAUAUGUAA